GCAUGAGUCAGCCUGUGGUUAAUGAACGUUAACGUGCAGAGUGACGGGUAGCAAGCGAUUGUCGUGCUUGCUUCGCGAUAGAAUUUAUUUUUAACUUAUAACAUACGUGGUUUUAACAUCUUGUUGUUAAAAACUGGCUGCUCCGUUAAUUUAUUUCCGUUAAAUUUCUACGAGAAUAUCGUCGUCUUCAGCAUAUAACAUAAUGUCGUCCAGAAAGACCGCAGGCCGCCGUGGCACCAACAAAAAGCGCGCCCAGCGUGCCACAUCAAAUGUAUUUGCUAUGUUUGAUCAGGCACAGAUUGCAGAGUUCAAAGAAGCAUUCAACAUGAUUGACCAAAAUCGUGAUGGUUUUGUUGAUAAAGAUGACCUCCAUGAUAUGUUGGCAUCACUUGGCAAAAAUCCAACAGAGGACUAUCUAGAAAAUAUGAUGAACGAAGCUCCGGGACCUAUCAAUUUCACCAUGUUCCUUACAUUGUUUGGUGAACGUCUCCAAGGCACUGACCCUGAGGAUGUCAUUAAGAAUGCAUUUGGAUGUUUUGAUGAAGAAAACAAUGGUGUGAUUGCUGAGGAGAGGCUUCGUGAGUUACUGACCACAAUGGGUGAUAGGUUCACCGAUGAUGAUGUUGAUGAAAUGCUCCGAGAGGCACCCAUACGUGAUGGCUUGUUCGAUUACGUCGAAUUCACGCGUAUCUUGAAGCACGGUGCUAAGGACAAGGAUGAACAGUAAGCAGGUUAUUAUAAAAUAUCAACCCAUAUUUACCAUCCAAUUUUAUCUUUAUAUUCUAAGUCAAUUGUCUAUGGAUUGAGUUUUUUGUAUUAUGAGUACUGGCAUUUCAGAUAUAUAAAGUUCAAUGGUGGUCAUAAGAAUUAAAAAUAAAAAAUAUUUGAGGAUAUGUUUCGUCACUUGAUUAAAAAUGUAGAACAAAACAAUGUACUCUUGUUUCAUAAUGUAAUACAUAAAAUAAUAUUUUGCUGUUCUAUUACGAAAUAUUGAGGUUAAAUAUGAAAUAUAUGGAUUCUUUUUAAGCUUUAUGGAUUAGUCAGUCGUUUUAACAUUUCUAAAAUGUCUGCUGUCAAACUGACAUAUUGGUAUAAGUUUAGAAAUAAGUUUUAACAAUGAGACAUGCAUAUAAUCUCGAAAGAUAGCAAGGUGCUACAAAAUGUAGUUUCUAAGAGUUUUGCAUUUCAAAUUGAUUGCAUUUUUUUCAAAAACAUUUCCAUUAGCUGUCAAGUUUUUAAAUAUACAUGUUUUUU
Papilio xuthus (Asian swallowtail) is the source of this 1254-nucleotide messenger RNA. It is a transcript of the gene sqh, whose product is annotated as Myosin regulatory light chain sqh. NCBI's taxonomy places the organism in Eukaryota, Metazoa, Arthropoda, Insecta, Lepidoptera, Papilionidae. The transcript is spliced from 4 exons. The coding region runs from base 203 to 727 and encodes 174 amino acids. Gene Ontology annotation, molecular function: calcium ion binding. The record is from RefSeq and is a predicted model, not a curated record.